AUGGAUCAAGGCCAGGGUUUGGUGGAUAGAAUAAGUGAGUUAGAGGAUGGAAUACUUGGAAGAGUAGUUUCUCGCUUGCUGCUAAAACAAGCAGUUGCUACUAGUGUCCUUUCCAAACGAUGGCGCUACGUGUGGUCGCAUACUAGAACCUUGAACUUUCACGAGGCCUAUAGGUUCCCUGAGGAGCCGCUCGAACCAGAGAAGCGAAAAGAGAAGUACGUGAAGUUCGUCGAUCAUGUUUUGAAACACCACACAGGGGGACAUGUAGACUAUUUUCUGGCUCUUUUUGAUGUGGAAAAAGAUAAAUCUACAAAUACAACAGUAAGUAAAUGGCUCGAGUUUGCGGAGAAAGCCAAAGCCCAGACAGUUACGUUGAUCAUGUUGGUCGAGGGACUAUACUCUGGUAGCAUGGACUUGGCCUAUGAGUCUGCCCACACAUUUAUGGGUAAAUACGAGAUGAAGGAGUGUGAUGGUCUGACUGAUAUUGCACACCCUUGCAAGUACAUGGGAUUCAAGUUUCUAAAGUCUAUCCAUUUGAUAGCGAUCACCACGAUGGGAGAAGCUCUGAAUUGCCUGUUGGUAAACUGUGUAUGCCUCCAAGAAGUUUCCCUUCAUUAUUGCCGAGGGUUUAGGGAUGAUAGGCUAAGAGUUGUUGGACCAUCAAAGCAAUUGAUGCACUUAAAGAUAGUGAAUUGCAGUGCCAAAGCACUUGACAUCAAUCAUCCAAACCUGGUAUCAUUUAGUUAUGAUGGAGAUUAUAAAACUUCCUUUCUCUGGAAUGCACCUCUCCUUGCUGAGGUAUCCCUGAAAUAUACUAGUGCUGUUUCUCAUUUUGUUGUGUUCUCUGACCUUUGCUCCUGUCAUCUUCAUAUGGAGGUGCUCAAGCUGAAUUCAACCCUGUUCUACGGGAAUCAUGGAAUUACAAAAUUAGCAAAUCUCAAACAUUUGGAAGUAAAGAUUGCAGCUGAUGAGGAUUGCUGUGUCCUUCUAUUAGCUUCCUUCAUUGAGGCAUCUCCAAAGUUGCAGAAACUGGUGUUGGAGUUGACAGGUAUUUUGAGACCCCAACCUAAGAUAGAAAUCAAGGAAGCUCCAAAAUUUUCCCAUGGUUCCCUCAAGGUAGUGGAAGUGAAAAACUAUCGUGGUCGCCCCGGUGAUUUGAAGCUUGUGAUGUACUUAAUAGACCAUCCUCUCGAACAAAUUAAUAGCGAAGAAAUGAGAGAGGUCUCUUUUAUGUAUCGUGCUAGGGACGAGAUGGGGCGAAAAGUGCCUAAACAAAUAGAAUUGACUCUGUUUCUGUUCCUUACUGGUUGCUUCUGGCCUUCUCAGGAUGACCGUAAUAACUUUCGGUUUGAUCGUCCGGUGUAUGUGUAA
This is a messenger RNA of Prunus armeniaca (apricot), 1371 nucleotides long. Lineage: Eukaryota; Viridiplantae; Streptophyta; Magnoliopsida; Rosales; Rosaceae. The record is from the annotation of a GenBank genome assembly.